UUCCUGCAUGUUCCUGUGCGGUUCCUGCAUGUUCCUGUGCGGUUCCUCCAUGUUCCUGUGCAGUUCCUGCGUGGCCCUGUGCAGUUCCUGCGUGUUCCUUCCCCCCUUCCAGUCCGGACACUUUCCCCCCCUUCUAGUCCGGACACUUUCCCUCCCCUUCCAGUCCGGACACUCCCCCCCCCCCUCCAGUCCGGAUGCUUUCCCCCCCCUUCCAGUCCGGACACUUUCCCCCCCCUCCCAGUCCGGACACUUUCCCCCCCCUUCCAGUCCAGACACUCCCCCCCCCCUUCCAGUCCGGACACUUUCCCCCCCUUCCAGUCCGGACACUUUUCCCCCCUUCCAGUCCGGACACUUUUCACCCCCUUCCAGUCCAGACACUCCCCCCCCCCUUCCAGUCCGGACACUUUCACCCUCUUCCAGUCCGGACACUUCCCCCCCCUUCCAGUCCGGACACUUUCACCCCCUUCCAGUCCGGACACUUUCCCCCCCUUCCAGUCCGGACACUUUCACCCUCUUCCAGUCCGGACACUUUUCCCCCCCUUCCAGUCCGGACACUUUCCCCCCCUUUCAGUCUGGACACUUCCCCCCCCUUCCAGUCCGGACACUUUCCCCCCCUUCCAGUCCAGACACUUUCCCCCCCUUCCAGUCCGGACACUUUCCCCCCCUUCCAGUCCGGACACUU
Molecule: messenger RNA, 682 nt
Organism: Staurois parvus
Lineage: Eukaryota; Metazoa; Chordata; Amphibia; Anura; Ranidae
Source: the annotation of a GenBank genome assembly